This is a messenger RNA of Ailuropoda melanoleuca (giant panda), 1857 nucleotides long. It is a transcript of the gene STPG4, whose product is annotated as sperm-tail PG-rich repeat containing 4. Gene Ontology annotation, biological process: epigenetic programing of male pronucleus. Lineage: Eukaryota; Metazoa; Chordata; Mammalia; Carnivora; Ursidae. Gene Ontology annotation, cellular component: female pronucleus; germinal vesicle; male pronucleus. The record is from RefSeq and is a predicted model, not a curated record. The transcript has 7 exons. Gene Ontology annotation, molecular function: chromatin binding; histone binding. The coding region runs from base 73 to 813 and encodes 246 amino acids.
GGGAGCCCGCGGGCCCCAGGCGCCUCCUGGCAACCCGACACCGGCCUAGGCUGAGAGAGCGAGGAGGCCGCAAUGGACCAGCCAGUCAUCGCCAUCACCUCCAGUUCCCUCAGAGAAGACCUGGGACCUGGCAGUUUGGUAGUCACCUCCUCGAAACCAACCCGAAAGACAUCCUCUGUUGAAAGAGAAGGAUGGUGGAGAAUAGCAUUAAUGAACACUCCUAUCCCUGGUACUUACCACUUGAAAACUUUCAUUGAGGAAUCCUUAUUAAAUCCAGUGAUAGCAACCUACAAUUUUAAAAACGAAGGAAGGAAAAAACCACCUCUUGUGCAAAGAAACGAUCCGGUACUAAAUGACCUUCCCCUGUACACACCUCCUGACUUCUUGGACUUGUUAAAGAAGCAAAUGGCUACUUACUCUUUUAAAGACAAACCUCGGGCCAGCCCCAGCACGCUGGUUUACAAAGAUCAGUCAGUUAAGCUUUCACCAGGGCAAUACGAUCUACUUCCUGCACCAGUUCCCAAGCACGCUUCCAGGAGCUUUGUAUUUCGUUCUACAGUUCAAAGAUUUCCAACAAGCUGCUUCACUCCUCAUGAAGGCCCAGGACCAGGUCAUUACGACUUGAAAAUACCUCCAGUAAAUUCUGUUACUUCCUGUUUUCAAUCCAAAGUGCCUCGAUUCCUGCCCGCUUGUUCCAAAACCCCCGGCCCAGGCGCAUACAAGUCUUCAGUGCAAUUCCCCAAGCAGCCCCGUACUAUAGCCAGAAUGGGCCGAGAGCAUAGCCUUUUCUUCAAUAACACAAUUGGCUUUUAAAAUAAAGCCAUCUUGGCCCUCAGCUAUUUUGAGUUUAGCAAGUUCUUCUGUUUAGAAAACUCUAUUUUAUCCGUCCUUUAGGGGGGUCCGUCUACAGAAUGUCAUCAUCGAUUGCCCAGGUGACCCUCUUGCCCACUUCUCUAGAAUAGUCCCAGCAUAAUUUCCAGUUCACUCUCGAAAGUGGCCUGGUUUAAAUAAUAAAUUGUGCUCACUCUGCUUAUUGUCAAAGGAUGUAUUCCAAGACACUGCCCCCGGCUGCUCUUGGGGCAGCUCGGACAGGCCCCGAUAUGUCCCGGCUGUGCUCUGCAUGGCCUUGGGCUCUCCAGCUGGGCCCCAGCUGCAUUAGGGCUGUAAUACCUCACAGCCUCAUGGAGGUGUCCUUGGGGGUCAGCAUUCAACCAAGGCCAAGCUGAGUGUGCCAGGAUCCCAGCAGGUGGUUCUUUCUCCCUCUCAGUUCCCUGAAAAGAAUAAUAUUGAUUCAACCCAAUGGGUGUUUGUGGUUUUAAGUCAACAAAAAUAUUUGAGUAUCUCCUCUGUACCAGGUGUAUGCUGGGGUUGGGGGGUGGUAGUUAACAGAAAGAUGAAUAAGGCAUGUGACUGAGUUUGGGGAGGGUCACCUUGUGUCUGAAGCUCAGGGGCUGCCCUCCCAUAAUUGCAGUUCUACUGGGAAGACAGGCCCUCAUCUCCCGAAGCUGAGAAGUCACUGCUCCGGGUGCACAGAGGAGGCCACAGGCGGGCAGAGCAGGGAUGAGGCAGCACGGCCAUGAGCGGUGAAGGACAGCCCCAUGCAAGGGGCCUGGAGGCUCAGAUGGGCAGGAAGGAGAGGGAGGAAUGUUGGGGGCAAGGACCCCAUGUGGGUGAAAGGCAGGAAUAAACAUUUGCUCGAGGGGAACUGAGGGAGCCUGGCCCAAUGAGAGUGGGGGUGCCGUGAGGGCGGGAGUUGGACGGGGCUUGGUCCAAAGCCAGGGCCCCAUACAGCCCUGCAUGCCAGGAAGACCUCCUCAGGGAGCCCCAGCUAGACACACCCCCACGCAUGACAGUGGG